This is a messenger RNA of Pecten maximus, 9333 nucleotides long. Its product is annotated as rho family-interacting cell polarization regulator 2-like. Bases 1838 to 4930 code for a protein of 1030 amino acids. The record is from RefSeq and is a predicted model, not a curated record. The transcript is spliced from 22 exons. NCBI's taxonomy places the organism in Eukaryota, Metazoa, Mollusca, Bivalvia, Pectinida, Pectinidae.
UACCUUAAAUAAUAUUUGUGAAUUAAGUAAUCUAAAAAGAAAUGCAUUUAAAGAAUUUAAUUAUUUCUUUCUGAAAUCAAAAUCUAUGGCUAAGGACCUUGUAUCUCCUAUCUAAUCCUUGUGACAUCACAGGUUUUAUAAAUCUGUUACCAUAGUUACGAAGAAAAUUUCAUAUCAUUGCUGAGACUGACAAUCUGAUCACUGUUGAACUGUAAUGGUUGUUUCACCUGUAAAACUCUCACCUGAGUUUUAGACAAUUGUAAGCAGUCUACGUACAUAGUAUGUGGAGGUAUAUACGGACUGAUUUAUGGGAAACAACAAUGGAUUUACUAUCACAAAACAUUACCUGAAAUGUAUUCAUAAAUGUUGGGAUGCCUGAGGCUAGAUAUGCACUGGAAUUUGAGAGAUCUGCUACACAUUAUUUAUAUAUUCAUUACAAGAUUAUAAUUCUAUGCAAAUUGAAUGGAUGGUUUUGAAAAACACCGGAGGUGGAAAGGGCUGUGAUAAGAUUGGAUGUAUUUAUUUGAAAAUUUCCUGGUGUGUAGCUAGCAGUUCAACAUGUUUCUUCAGCCAAUUAUCACGGAUUUCAGCGAUCUAGCCAAUGAAAAAAGCUAUAAAACCGGAAUUGUUAAUUAAUUUCAUAUGGUGCCAGACUUUUUUCAGACUAUGCCAGUGACCUUUUAAUUGAUGCUGAUUUCCACCUGGUUUUAUUAAGGAUUGUCGACAUCGCUGUAUCUUAAGCCCUUUGACACAGUGCUAUCAGGAAACAUUACAAGUUCUAAGAUCUUUGAAGAUCUGUACAACAUCUAGUGCGAGUGGCCCACCGUCUAUUUUAGUAGCAACACACCAGGAAGUCCUAUAUCCCAUGUUGAUUGUUUUUUUACCACUAAAAAAAGUGUGCCAUGAACAAAUUUUGAAAUAAGGACUUGAAGAUAACAGUAAAUACAAAUAUAGGUCACAAGGUGAUUAGUGGUUCGGAUCAUCUUCUGAUGAGAUUCCAUAAUCAAAGAAAAGACAUUUCUUCAGUUGCUUUGUUUGCCAAAUUCUGUAGGGAUAUUUUUAAACAGUGAGAUGUGGGGUUAUGAAGUUUAAAUCUGUUGGAAAGCCUAGUGGGAUCACGGUGAUAACUGGCUCUGGGUCUCUGUUCUCUAUGGUACAUUUUUACAUGUGACCCCACCCAGCAGACCGAUGUUUAGUAACCUCGCCCACUUUUGGACAGCGGACAGACACGGGAUGGUGCUGGUUAAUGACUGCCUUCGUAGUCCUGUUUAUACCUGAGAGGCAGGCUCCAGAUGGGAUCAGUUUUUUAAUGGAAUAUUUGCAGUGUUUUUGGCAGGAUGUGGAAUACUGUGUGUUGUAAUGAGUGCUUUGGGUCUCUCUACAAGUAUCUUGGACUUGUUGUGCUAUUAUAAAUGGCCACUACAGUUUAUGGUAUCGUGUAUCAUCUUCAGGUAGAAGUGACAGUGAUAUAUAUAUAUUAACUAGUUUGAGGUCACUGAAAUAUUAUGUCAGGCAGGACUUUGACAAUAGAAGAUUAUGACUGGGGCAUUGUGUUAAGGUAACACUAAAUUCUAGGAGCACUUUCACACCUUGUCAGGGAUUUAAUUAUUAAUUCUAAUGAUGUUAUACGUUGGAUAUAACUGAUUGAACUGAUUGAUAGAAUUUCUUAUCACAUAGAAAUUUCAGUGGAUAUUUUAAAAUCUGUGACAAUAUCGUGACAUCAUUGCUGCUAGUUUGGAUUUUUAAUGUAACCAUGGAACACUUAAGGGUUCAUUAAGAAUCAUUGAACACCUGUAAUUCUCCUUAUUGGAAUCAACCAUCAGACUAUAGUGUCAAGAUGUUAAGUCGCCAGAUGAGCAUGGAGCUCGAAGACUACAAUGGUAAUCGCCCAUUGUGGCUAGAGUUGGAGGAACGGAUCGGGGCAGAGGGGUCAAUGACAGUGAAACUACGGCGAUUAAUACACCGCAAAUUAUCACAGUCACAGGCGGAUCUCCCUAUCUACAACAGCAAGUAUCCCUUCUCCAUGACCAGGAAGGACCCUUUCCAGACAGAAAAUCAUGUCCUCUUGGAGAACAUUAACAAUAAUUUCCAGGUCCCAAGGGGUCCAACCUUAGAGUUACCUCCCUCUAGCAAGGGAGCCAGUGUAUACCGGAGCCAGUCCUUUGGUGGGAUGUCGACACGCUCAGCUCCAAACCUGGGUUCCCCCUCUGGCUCUACCCCAGUCCUCGGCGAGACGUUGAGGGGACGGGGUUGGGCCAAGUCCCCCCAGGCCUCAAGGACAAGUUUAGGGGGAAGUUCAAGGAAGUCCCCAAAAGUUCCCAAGGUCCCACGUCCAAAUCGGGCAUUCCUCAUGUUUGACAGUGUACGGAGAGGUGUGAGGGAAUUCAUUGAAGCAACAAGAGAUGAUAUUGACCAGUUACAUUCCAAGGGAUUGGACUCCACAUCUACUGCACAGGGCAGAUUACAUGAAACAGACAAGCAAAUCAAAGCUGCCGAGCGUUAUAUGAAGAGACUAGAGUUCCACCUAUCAAAGAUUGAAGAGCUCCAUGACUGCUAUUUGGUCCAGCAACAACUACGAGAAGGGACAAAGACGAUGCAGCGAGCGUACAUACUGUCCCCGGCCAAACGACGCGAGGUACUGGCCAGUGUACGAUAUGGCAUGAAGGAGUGCUCACAGACAAUGUGUGCCAUAGAGGCACAGUUAGAAUCAAUGCUGGGCACAUUUAACUGUAAAUUAAAAGGGAUGGCUGGAUUUGCACGACUUUGUCCGGGUGAUGUAUUUGAAAUUUCUUUAAAACAUGGCACCCAGAAAUGGAAAUCAAAAGGACGUGUAGAAAAAACUGGUGCUCAGAGAUGGGACAACGCGGAAUAUACAUUUAAAGCAUUAGUGGGGGACAUCAUUCACAUAAAGGGUGUGGAGGCACGCAGCUUCAAGUCUGUCCUGUUGGGUCAGAAGAGCUGUGACACACGCGACCUUUUCUCUUCCAAUCCUCAACUGAUGACUGUGAGCAUCAACACCAAUGGCUCUCUCAAACUCAGCAUUGUCAUCACCUGGAACCCACUAGAUGGCGUUGAGGAGAGCAUGUCCUACUUUGAGGUGCCUAUGCGACCUGCCAACACACCAAGGAGACGUCCCGUAUCUGUAUUAGCUCUCAAUGGCGAGUUAAAUGGAAGUUACAUGAGCCUAUCCGAUAAACAGGAGCGCCGGUUCUCAACACCUCUGUCCCUCACCAAGGAUGAUAACUUUCUAUUCCGUACAUCAGCGGCCAGCAGUGCGAGUGCCCAAUCCUCUCCCUACCCCUCCAGUGAGGGGCGACUACUACACAGAGACUCGGGGUUCUCCAGUGCCAUCAACCUUCCCACAUCUUCCCCUGUACAGUCCAAGAAACCCCUCACCUCUCCUCCAUCUCCUCCCCUGGAGACGAGGGCCCGGUCCCCGCCCCUGACCAGGGAGGGGCUCCCCACCCACCAGUCCCCGGUCCAUCCUUCAUCCCCUGUCCUUUCACACUCCACCCUUCCAUCUUCUGUGUUCAAUCAUCUCCACUUCCCUGUGGCAUCCAGUCACAGUAGCACCCAGGUGCGAGAGGAACCGCAAACGGUGGAGGACGCUCUCAAUUCACUACAGACUGCCCUAGAAGAUUUCCAUGGUCAGUACCGUGAACUGGAACGACUGGAGGAUGUAGUGGUUACUCUGGAACAUGUACUCAGGAAGGAGUCUCGGUGUAGUUCACGUUCCUCCAGUAUCAGUAUAUCUAUAGAGAGUGCCCUGGAGGCGUUCGACUUCCUCAACACUGAGGAGACAAUGGUAGAGGAAGCAGAACCUCAGGUAGACCAAGCGGCAUUUGAUAACAUCAUAUCCAGUCCUGAAUCAACUGCUAAAACAGCUGACUCUGGCAUUGAGUCGUUAGCCAAGCGCUUGAGUGAGGACACACAGCUGGGAUCCAGUGAAGGAUCAAGUCCCCUACCCCCUACCACAGGGAAUGACCAAGUGGACCACGCCCUAAUAUACCACCUGGUGUACUGUGAACGUCUACUAGAGAGUCUGGGUAACUUUGGUCCACUGAAGUGUCGAGAAAUCUAUGCAUUAGACAAGCUACAGAAGCAGGCAGAGAUCAUAGAACACUUAAUCAAGGUGGCGAGUACUGGGGCAGUAAUAGACCUCCUCACAGUGAUGACAGAUUUGAGCGAUGACAAAAGUCUACGCGAGUUCUGGGCGAGAUGUACUGACCACAAUGUGCUGUACAUACUCCCAGAAAAGUUGGUGACCAGUCUGGAACAGAAAUAUGGUCCACAACUUCAGUCCAAGUACAACAAGGAACCAAAGAAAGUGUUAAGACACCUGGUAAUGAGGAUACUAGACGUACCUAGUUACGACCCAGAAAAGAUCAAGUCCACGUGUGUUGUGACCCUUCACCAGUUCAUGCGCUACUUCAAGGACGAGGGAGGCUUUGCCAACGUAGACGGAGUUGCCUCUGAUUUACACAUGAUAGAACAACUCUGUUCCACAAACCCUGAUGCUGUGAUCAAGACAAUAUUAUCGCUGCGGGAUGAACUUCCCUCCUCGCCCUGCCUCAAGGUCAUGGGGGCAUUACUGGUGUCCAAAAGCCAGGAGGUGCAGAAGUGUCUAGCAUCCUAUCUGAACUUGAUCAACAUGAAAAGUGACGAAAGAACAAAGGCCAUUGUGGUAUUCGUGGAGGGACUGGAGGAUAAAACGUCAGAGAUCCGGGCAGGAUCCUGUAUAGCUUUAUCCUUGUUAGAGGCCACAGAAGGAAUAGACCAAUUAGCCUACAUCUGUCAUACAGACACCUCUCAGUCAGUACGACUGAAGGCCAAGGAAGCACUUGUGUCCUUGGGUGAGGAAGGGCGCAGGGCCUAUGAUGAAGGUCAGCUGACAAGUCACGGAUUCCAAGGUGUUCAUGUCAGGAAGUGAGGUUAUACUGGGGCUGCUGUGAUCAUUUUGCUGGCAGAUGUUAUAGUGAGCAUUAAUUCACUGAGAAAUGUGAUGAUAUAGUGAGCAUUAAGUCACUGAGAAGUUUUGAGGACAUAGUGAGCACUUGUCUGACUGGAAGUACCCUGUUGAUGUUCCUCUAAAUUGUCGCAAGUCUCCAAGACUCAUACUUCUCAAAUGGAUGUGCUUUCAUCUAGAAUGACAACUAAUCUAGACUGUACCUCUAGUGCUGAAGUCUAAAAAGGAAAACUUAUCAACCAUAUUAGAUCUCUAGUGCUGUUAUUGGGGAGAAAUGAUCAGUAUUGUAUGUCUAGUGCUGUGAUUUAGAAGGACAACUGAUGCACCAGAUCUAGUACUGUAUUCUACAGAUAGUGCCCCUAGAGCAGACAAGCUGACAGGACUACUACUGUAGAUGGAAAAUGGAAUAUCCAAGGGAACUGAAAAAUACCUUGUAAAGGAGGAAAUCACACAUGACACUUGGAUUAUAUUGAGAGGCAGCAUAGAGUAUAUGAGUAUGACGCCAAAUUUCAACUUGAAAAAAGGUGAUUGUAAAAAGUCAACCAGUCACCAAGGAACAGGGAAGGGUGUGCAGAUGUGCAAUACAUUGUUUAUAAAGUUUUAGUGAAUAUGGUCAGUAUAUAUAUCUACAGAAAUCAAUAUUACCAGUGAGACACAUUUUCACCAAAUGAAUAGUUAGAUGGUGUGGAGACUACAAAGAAACUACUUACUGUGUUUACAUACUCAGUAAAUCUCAUGUUUAUUACCGGAUUACUUUAUAUGUGAUGUUCAUUCUUCUAUAGUCAAAAUAGUGCAAUAUAUAUCAUAUGGCAAUUCUGAAAGGUUCAUGAUAUUACGGUGGUCAACACCUUGCUGAAUACAUAUAUUCCCUGUGCAGACUUGUGUUGUAUUAUGAGGUUGAGAAUUGUAUUGUGUGUAACAUUGCUAUAAUGACAGAUGUGCUGUGGGACACAGCGCAGUAAGCAAUAAGUUGUUUACACAGUCGCAAGUCAGGACAUUACAUUGUGUUGGCCAAACUAGCUGGUGUACAUUUCAAAACAUUGCCUGACUUACCUAAACUGAUAUAGAGAGUUUUGGCUGAUAUUGUGCUGCAAUACACACAGAGGAUUUUGUGAUAUCGUGGAACAGAACUCUGGUAAUGUGAUGUUUCUAUUAGGUCAUUAGUGACUCGUACAGGAUGGCAAUAUGUGGACAAAGGAGACAAACUUGUGUUUAUAUAUAUAUAUAUACCUGUGAUGAUGAUAAUUGUCAUAUAAAACUCUACAAAUAGUUUGCAUCUGUCACUUCUAUGAUUACUGAUUGAAUUAUCUCCCUUGACCUUUUGUCUUGUCUUAAUAUUUAAUUAUCUCCCUUGGGCUAUUGUCCUGUCUUAAUAUUUAAUUAUCUCCCUUGGGCUAUUGUCUUGUCUUGCUAUUUGAAUUAUCUCCCCUUUGCCCAUGGUCAGCUCUGGUACUCUACCUCUAAUGCUUGUUUCCUUUUAUUUUUGUCUCUUUCAAAUUAUUGUUUGAAUUUAUUUCACAUUAUCUGUGAAGUUACUCAGUAUAUAUAAGGAAAUAUUAUUAUGAUAAGCAAAUAGUUCUGUGAUUUUCUUUAGAAUCCUUGACCUUUUGCCUCCAUGUUUUUUUUUGUUUUUUUUUUUAAAUUAUAACUGAUCGUACUAAAUGCAUAUCAAAGAAACAUUAAAAAAAUAACACUUUUGCAGUUAAAUCAUCUGAAGAGCUUAUUGAAAAUAGGCAGUAACUGAAACAAAACAAUAUGCUUAAAACUAUUUAAAACGCUGGAGGUAAAAUGAUUAUUUCAUCUCAUGCAUGUAAUUAAUUCACUAUAAAGAAUUCUCCACCAGUGUUAGUUCCAGAAGUUAUAUCCAUGGACUCACCACAAUAUAUUGAUGUACAAUAUUAACUACUUGCCAUAUUCAUGUAUUCGUAUUAAGUUGUAACUGUAAUGUAUACAAUUAAUGUCUUCCGAUGAAUCAGCAUUGAAUCAUUUACCAAAUUAUCUCCACUUUACUACCAAUACUAUGUCAGUUGAUUUUAACAUGCCUCAAAAUCGUGAAGUUGCACUAUUUUAAAUGGUGCUUGUUGUACUGAUAAAAAUAUGGAUAAAAAUCUAACUUAUCGUUCGUAAUGAAAUAUAAUGUCAAAUAUAGAUAUGUUUCUUUAAAAAGGUCAUAUUCAAAAAUCAUGAUAUUGGUAUUUUUUGUACAAGGACAGACUACUGGGUACAAAAGUAAUCAUUUUGGUAAUGAAGAAUUGUUGCCAAUAUCCUUGUCCUGAAAAAUAUAGGAAAAAUAAUUACAACACUAAAACCUAGAAAAUCUUGACCUCAUGUUUUAAUUUUUCAGGUUAAAUUUCAAAUGUUUCUAAAUCAUAGUAACCUAAUCUACACAAUCAGUUUGUGUAUCAGGGUUGAUGUUUGUAAUGUAUGUAUAUUAGAUAGCAGAGAAGUCUUUUUGACACUAUCUGCUGCAUAUCUGUCAUAUUUGUUAUACAUUCCUUACCUCUGAAGAUAUUAAAACCUCUCUUCUGAUUAUCAUUGUUUACCUGUAAUAACCCAUGAUUACCUGUGCUGUCACUACAUGUGGUUACCGAUUACGUAAUUACUUGUGAUUACCUGUGCUGUCACUACAUGUAGUUACCUAUUAUGUAAUUACAUGUGGUUAUCGAUUACGUAAUUACUUGUGAUUACCUGUGCUGUCACUACAUGUGGUUACCUAUUAUGUAAUUACCUGUGAUUACCUGUGCUGUAAUUACAUGUGGUUACCUAUUAUGUAAUAACCUGUGAUUACCUGUUCUGUAAUUACAUGUGGUUACCUAUUAUGUAAUUACCUGUGAUUACCUGUGCUGUAAUUACAUGUGGUUACCUAUUAUGUAAUUACCUGUGAUUACCUGUGCUGUCACUACAUGUGGUUACCUAUUAUGCAAUUACCUGUGAUUACCUGUGCUGUAAUUACAUGUGGUUACCUAUUAUGUAAUAACCUGUGAUUACCUGUUCUGUAAUUACAUGUGGUUACCUAUUAUGUAAUUACCUGUGGUUACCUGUGCUGUAAUUACAUGUGGUUACCUAUUAUGUAAUUACAUGUGGUUACCUGUGCUGUAAUUACAUGUGGUUACCUCUUAUGUAAUUACCUGUGAUUACCUGUGCAGUUAUUACAUGUGGUUACCUAUUAUGUAAUAACCUGUGGUUACCUGUGCUGUAAUUACAUGUGGCUACCUAUAACUGCAUGUGGUUACUAUUAUGUAAUUACUUAUAGUUACCUGUCUAAAGCUUGAGCUUAAAUUUCAAUGUUAUAAGUGAUAUUCUAGUCUAGAUACAAUUUUGACCAUCAGUAUGCCAAUGCUUGGAGUAUGACCACCCAUGUUUUAGUGUAAACUUAGACACAAAUCAGAUCAAAAUUCAGUUCUAAAAGAGCUUCAUGUAUCUAAAUUGAUUUACCCUCAGUGGAAAGUUUUUCAAGAUAAAGAUAGAAAUCCAGAAGUACUGCCUGCGAAUUGUUUGUUUCUCUUGCCUUUUUUUUUUUUUUAUAUAAAAAAUAAGAAACAUAGACAUGAAAUUGUAUACUUGAAAUAAGACAGUCUGAUCUACAGUUACCUCCCUUAGUUUCACUCUUCCAGCACCGUAUAUAGCAUAGUUUGACAGCCAAUGGGGUUCGAGAAUGGGAAUACAUGCAACCCCACAUCCUUACGUAUUGUCAAAUUUUAUUUCAACAAAAUGUGAUUGGCUCACUGUUCUGGGAAAUUACAACCCAUGAUGCAUACAUGUAUAUACUAACUUUAGGAUUAUGAUCCUAUGCCACGCCCCUAGCUUUGUCAUGGAAGUUACUAAGGAUAUACAUUAUAACUGUAGGACUCUGAUCCUGUGCCACACUCCAGUGUCAUGGAAGUUACUAAGGAUAUACAUUAUAACUGUAGGACUAUGAUCCUGUGUCAUGGAAGUUACUAAGGAUAUACAUUAUAACUGUAGGACUCUGAUCCUGUGCCACACCCCUGUGUCAUGGAAGUUACUAAGGAUAUACAUUAUAACUGUAGGACUAUGAUCCUGUGCCACACUCCAGUGUCAUGGAAGUUACUUAGGAUUGAUUAAUAUCACAGAUUUGUCAGUAUUUGUCUGGAUUCCUGUGCUACUUUCCCUUACUGUACUUAUUGAUAAAAAGUUAUACAAAUUCAUUAACCUGAUGAUUGUUAAUUUGCUUAAUUUAAAUAAGAAAAAUAUAAAUGAGGUACUAAGUAUAUAUACAGGAAUACAUUGUGUGAGUAUCUGUGUAAUGUAGUGUACAGAGGUCUAGUCACCAUCUACCAAUGAUAAUUACCCUAUGGGGACAUGGUCAUACAAAUGACUAUUACUGACGAUUAAACAUUGCAAAUUAA